Molecule: messenger RNA, 1120 nt
Organism: Populus euphratica (Euphrates poplar)
Lineage: Eukaryota; Viridiplantae; Streptophyta; Magnoliopsida; Malpighiales; Salicaceae
Product: eukaryotic translation initiation factor 2 subunit beta-like
Exons: 10
Coding region: 100-912 (270 amino acids)
Biological process (GO): translational initiation; formation of translation preinitiation complex
Cellular component (GO): eukaryotic translation initiation factor 2 complex
Molecular function (GO): translation initiation factor activity; translation initiation factor binding; mRNA binding
Source: RefSeq, a predicted model, not a curated record
UAAACUUUUCUGCUUCCUUUCUCUCUUUCCAGAAACGCAGACCAAAGCCCAAGCCAAUCCUUCCCAGCAGCAGCAGACGCAGUAAACCACAAAGCAAUCAUGGCGGACGAAAGUAUCGAUGUCAAGGAUGAGGUGGCAGAGCUUGCCCCCUUUGAUCCAACAAAGAAGAAGAAGAAGAAGAAGGUGGUGAUACAAGAGAAUUCAGAUGAGGCAGUCGAUUCCCUGGCUGACAAGACUGAAUCUUUGUCAGUCUCUGAUGGGCUUGAGAGUUCUUUUACUGGUUUGAAAAAGAAGAAGAAGAAACAUGUUGAAACCAGUAUGUUGGAUGAGGAAAGUGGGGAUGCAGGAGAAGAUUUGGAUGAUCAUGCAGGAGAGGAUGAAAAUGGGGAGGGUGCUGACCUGCAGCAGCAGCAACGAAACCCCUGGGAUGGGACUGACCGUGAUUAUGAGUACGAGGAGCUGCUUGGUCGAGUUUUCAACAUUCUGCGUGAAAACAAUCCUGAGCUUGCUGGUGACAGGCGAAGAACUGUGAUGAGGCCUCCUCAAGUUCUUCGUGAGGGAACAAAGAAGACUGUUUUUGUGAAUUUCAUGGAUCUGUGCAGGACAAUGCAUCGGCAGGCAGACCAUGUCAUGGCUUUCCUCCUUGCUGAGUUGGGUACCAGCGGAUCCCUUGAUGGGCAACAGAGGUUGGUUGUCAAAGGAAGAUUUGCUCCCAAAAAUUUUGAAGGGAUCCUACGUCGAUAUAUCAAUGAGUAUGUCAUUUGUCUUGGUUGCAAGAGUCCUGACACCAUUUUGUCAAAAGAGAAUCGUCUCUUCUUUCUCAGAUGUGAGAAGUGUGGUUCUGGACGAUCAGUUGCUCCAAUUAAAGCUGGUUUUGUUGCUCGUGUUGGCCGCAGAAAUACUGGGACAUAAGCCUUUAAAAGCCAGGAAUUGUGUGAAUUAGCCGAGAGAUCCUUUUUUGUAUUUGCUGUCUAUCAGCUACUGCUUGCGUGAAUUGUGACAAGCUACCUGAAAUGCUGUCAAUCUAUGAAGCAUACAGAUGUUUCCUAAGAUGGCUAAGUUGUUUCUGGGACUUUGUACUGGUUUUUAGUUUAUAUUUCAAGAGCUGUUUAGAUAAUUU